Macadamia integrifolia is the source of this 519-nucleotide messenger RNA. Its product is annotated as B3 domain-containing protein Os01g0234100-like. Bases 1 to 519 code for a protein of 172 amino acids. NCBI's taxonomy places the organism in Eukaryota, Viridiplantae, Streptophyta, Magnoliopsida, Proteales, Proteaceae. The record is from RefSeq and is a predicted model, not a curated record. The transcript has a single exon.
AUGGAAUUUAAAAAUGUGAAAAACUUUGAGGAUUUCACCGUUAUAGUGAAUGGUUGGAAUAUAGAUUCUGAACUUCCUGAACAUGUUCGAGCCAAGUAUUAUGAGCUCUGCUGUAGUCAAAAGGCUUUCCUUCACUGCAAUCUUACUCCAGUCAUCAAUUGUAAAUUGAUUACUGAAAUUAUUUCUGGGACUGUGAAAGUGGCGAACUUCAUACGAUCUUGCAAACUUAUUACUGCCUCCAAGAAUGACUUUGCAAAUUGGAACAAAUGUUUGGAUGCCUUUGAGAGUAUGGGCAUGAAUGUUGGCUUUUUACAAGCUCGAUUGCAGCAGCUUGUGAAGCUGUACAAUGAAGCUAUGCUCAAAAGAGCUUGUUUGGAAGGGAAAAUAAGAAAUCUGGAAGUGAUGCUUAUGGAAAUACAAGAGGCCUUUGCAAGUAAAGAAAAAGAAAUUGAGACUCUGAAGUGGGAGGCUGAGAGGCAUGAUGUGAAGUUUCAAGCAGAGGUCAAUGCUCCGUGGUGA